Molecule: messenger RNA, 1224 nt
Organism: Aspergillus fumigatus Af293
Lineage: Eukaryota; Fungi; Ascomycota; Eurotiomycetes; Eurotiales; Aspergillaceae
Product: putative MFS multidrug transporter
Exons: 5
Coding region: 1-1224 (407 amino acids)
Biological process (GO): transmembrane transport
Molecular function (GO): transmembrane transporter activity
Source: RefSeq, a predicted model, not a curated record
AUGAUAGGCAAACUUUCGUUCUCAUUAUCCUCUGUCGCUUUUAAUGGAAGUCCGAUAUGGGCAGAGCAACGCUCGUCCACUUGGUUCACAGUAUUGACAUGUGGAUUCACUCUCUUCACAGUCCGUGACUUGUUCUAUGAGACUAAUACCCAUCAGGCUGUACCUGUCCUGCCAUUUGCAUUAGUGGAGAAGGCUCACAUUCAUGAACGGGACGUGCAGGCGUGGGUUUCUAUCCUCUUGGCCGUCCAUGGUGCGGGCAUUGCCGUCGGUUCACCAAUAUGCGCAUGUUGGGCGGAUAGGAGCGCCACUCGGCGGUGGCCAUAUCUAGCUAGUCUCCUGGGACUGGUGGGCGCUACCUUGAUUCUUUCCUUCUCGGAAUCGGUCUCGCUAUUUGUCGUCGGCCGCUUAUUACAAGGCCUGUCUGGGGCAGUGGCAUGGACAGUGCCCCUGGCUAUUAUCACUGACCGCGUUGGAGUCACUCAAGUGGGACCCUACUUGGGAUACAUGACUCUGGGACGAAGUGCUGGCAUGUCGGCUGGGCCUAUCUUCGGUGGCUUGGUUUUCCUCUACUGGGGAUACUUUAGGACCUACGUGACCGCAUUCAUUAUUCUCAGCAUCGACUUUGCUCUGCGUCUACUUCUGGUCCAAGGUCCACAACUGACGCCAUCUAAGAAGGCAGGUGGUUCUUUCGUGGCUUUGCUAGGUCCAUCUGUAUUGUCGCCAUUGGUUAGAAAAACAAUCCAACAACACGGCGUUAGGAAAAGUGCAACAGCUAGAUAUGUGGGAACCGGCGUCGCACUAGGGUGCCUAUCGUUUGUUGGUCACGACGGUGCAUUGUACCAAACAUUUCUCGUGAUGUUGCUCGUGGUAGCAGGCACUUUUAAUCUUUUCUCAGAAAUAUCGUCAUGGAUUGAUGCCGUCGCAAUGGCGGAAAGUCAAGCAAUGGACUACCCAGACCGCUUCCCAGCAGGUGGGGCUAUCGCACAGGUCUACGGGCUGACUAACGUCAUGUUCGCACUUGGUUUCGUGGCCGGGCCACUUGGAGCUGGCUUCGUCUACCAGAAGUUUGGCUGGGCGGCGACAGUACUGCUCUUGGCUCUCGUGACUGUUAUCAGUUCAGUACCGACAAUGCUGUGGCUUGGACGAACGAGGACCGAGGGCACAAAUGCUACGGCUCCUGUUGGGGCAGUAGUUACGGUGAAAGAUGAAACUCAGGUUGUAUGA